AUGAAGGCACGUGGUCGUAUGCUCCAUUACAUCGGAGACAAGAGUUUCGACGGCCCCUCGGGCACAAGGGCGGUCGUCUUCGAGGAGGAGUGGGCGGCGUGGCAGUGGGUGUGGUACGGAGAUGCAGCUGGUGGCGUUUGUCCCGACGUGCAGGGGACGCGCGGAGGAGAAACUCACUCAAGUAUUAACAACCCCCACAGGUUGACGCUGCUCGUGCCUCCAGCAAUCCGCCAUCACCUUGCCCCUCGCGCCAUGGCGCCCGCCUGCCUCCUAUUGCCACUCCUCCUGCUCCCCUUCGCCCCAGGUCCAGCACAGGCCGCGACGCCGGCGAGGUCUCCGUCGGCGUCAGCAUCGUCCUCCUCCACGUCCGUCGUGUUCCAGCUCCAGGGCGACGUAUAUCCCACCGGGCAUUACUAUGCCACCAUGAACAUUGGGGAUCCGGCGAGGCCCUACUUCUUGGACAUUGACACCGGCAGUGACCUCACUUGGCUGCAGUGCGACGCUCCCUGCCAAAGCUGCAACAAGGUGCCGCACCCAUUGUACAAGCCAACAAAGAGCAAGAUUGUGCCCUGUGCAGACUCACUCUGUGCUACACUGCUCAGCUCACAGAUUCCUAACAACAAGCAGUGCCCCUCACCACACCAAUGCGACUACAAAAUUAAGUACACGGACAGCUCGACUUCUCUCGGUGUGCUCGUUACCGACAGCUUCGGCCUAACCCUACGGAAUUCAUCCCGUAUUAGUCGCAGCCUCACCUUUGGCUGUGGCUAUGACCAGCAGGUGGGAAAGAAUGGGGCAGUGCAGGCAGCGACAGAUGGCUUGCUUGGGCUUGGGAGGGGAUCAGUUAGCUUGGUCUCGCAGCUCAAGCAGCAAGGCAUCACCAAGAAUGUACUUGCCCAUUGCCUCAGUACGAACGGAGGAGGGUUCCUCUACUUUGGGGAUGAUAUCGUGUCUACCUCGCGCGCAAUGUGGGUGCCGAUGGCUCGUAGCACAUCUGGGAAUUACUACUCACCUGGCUCAGGAACACUUUACUUCGAUAAACGCCCACUAGGAGUGAAGCCAACGGAGGUGGUAUUUGACAGCGGUAGCACCUAUACGUACUUCGCUGCCCAGCCAUACCAAGCGACUGUUUCUGCGAUCCAAGCUGGUCUCAGCAAGUCACUUACGAAGGUGUCUGACCCCAGUCUACCUCUUUGCUGGAAAGGGCAGAAAGUGUUUAAAUCUGUGUCUGACAUCAAGAAGGAGUUCAAAUCACUCUUCCUGAUGUUUUUGAAGAAUACAGCCCUGGAGAUCGCUCCUGAAAACUACCUCAUUGUUACGAAAAAUGGAAAUGUGUGCUUGGGCAUCCUUGACGGGUCGGUGGCUAAACUUAAUUUCAACAUAAUUGGAGAUAUCACAAUGCAGGAUCAGUUGGUAAUUUAUGACAAUGAGAAAGGGAAACUUGGAUGGAUCCGUGGAUCAUGCAGUAGGGGCACUAAGUAUAUUAUAUCUUCAUUUACAUGUGUCCAAGGCAACUUUUUGACAAGUCGUUUUUCCAGUAUAUCUGUGUCAAAUCCUGUGUUCAGUGUCCUAGGUUCUGGUCUUUCACCUAAAAACCUUUAA
Triticum dicoccoides is the source of this 1602-nucleotide messenger RNA. Its product is annotated as aspartic proteinase Asp1-like. Gene Ontology annotation, molecular function: aspartic-type endopeptidase activity. Lineage: Eukaryota; Viridiplantae; Streptophyta; Magnoliopsida; Poales; Poaceae. Gene Ontology annotation, biological process: proteolysis. The transcript has 10 exons. The coding region runs from base 1 to 1602 and encodes 533 amino acids. The record is from RefSeq and is a predicted model, not a curated record.